CAGCAGGUGUCAUCAAUGGCGUUGAUUGCUGAGGAGCAUUUAAGCAGCGGCAGCGGCGUCCUUCACUCUCUCUUCCGUCCACCGUCUUGGUCCUACUGCCGAGCUGCUCGGGUUUCAAUCAUGGGGCCCGGCCUGUCUGCGAGGUUUUCCUGGCUGUGCUUGCUGAUGAUUAGCGGCGUCGCUAGCCUUCCCGUGCAACCACCUGACUCGGGUGCUGGAUCUGCCGCUCUUCAAGAUCUGCGUCCUCCCCUGAUGUCCCUUCAGCGUCAACUCUCCAGCUACCCUGCAGUAGAUGUCCAACCCGCUAACCCUCCUGCUGCCGGCGUGGCCUCCAGUGACCGCAGCAAGGCCGUGACCCGUGUUGACACCAGCAAGAGGUCAAGUGGUUCUGUGGUCCCGCUUGCUGCGUCGGGUGCAAGCUUGCCUCCCUUUUGGGACACGCACAAUCCUCCCAGCUACCAACCCUCAACCGCUGCUAGUCUACAAGUGAUUCCUGUCACCAGGGAGAAAAAACCGGCAGCUAAUCGAGGUGACAACCCCUCCCCAGUGUGGUCUGGCUUUGAUCCGCGUUCCGGCUACAAACAUCUAAUCUCUGGUGUGAAGGACAAUGGGCAUUCUGGGCAGCAGCAAAAAUCUAAUCAAGAUGUUGAUGUGAAUCUAGGAUGGUCAGGCUUCAACCCGGCUAACAUGCGGCAUCGAUGGUCUGGCUAUGACUUCUCCAGCUCCAAACCUCCAGGUGGCGUAAAAGGGGACGCUAGUGAUGCGCAGCAGCAAAUAACCAAACCAGACGCCCACCUGCACCCUGGAUGGUCCGGCUAUGGUUCCUCCUCCGGCUCCCAAACUUCAAAAGGCGACGCUGGUGAUCAACAACAAAUGUCUUUUGGAAGUGGUGUCAAAUACCCUGGAUGGUCAGGCUACGGGUCCUCCAGCUCCCAACAUUCCCAUAGUACAAAAGGGGAUCAGAGUGGUGUGCAACAGCAGAUGUCCAAUCCAGAUGGCCACGUUCAUACUGGAUGGUCAGGCUAUGGCUCCAAAACUUCAAAUGGUGAUGCUGGUGAUCAACAACAAAUGUCUUUUGGAAGUGGUCACAAAUACCCUGGAUGGUCAGGAUACGGUUCCAAACAUUCCCAUGGUACCAAAGAUUUGGGUGAUCAACAGAAACUAACCAAUCCGGAUGGCCACGUGCACCCUGAAUGGCCAGGCUACGGCUCCAAAACUUCAGAAGGGGACGGUAGUGAUCAACAACAAAUGUCUUUUGGAAGUGGUCACAAAUACCCUGGAUGGUCAGGAUACGGCUCCAAACAUUCCCAUGGUACCAAGGAUGUGAUUGAUCAAUGGCAGACGUCCAAGCCAGAUGACCACGUGCACCCUGAAUGGUCAGGAUAUGGCUCCUCCGGCUCCAAACAUUCCCAUGGUUCAAAAGAUGUGGUUGCUCAAUGGCAGACGUCCAAGCCAGAUGACCAUGUGCACCCUGAAUGGCCGAGUUUUGGCUCCAAACAUUCCCAUGGUCCCAAAGAUGUGGUUGAUCAAUGGCAGACGUCCAAGCCAGAUGACCACGUGCACCCUGAAUGGCCGAGUUAUGGCUCCUCCGGCUCCAAACAUUCCCAUGGUCCCAAAGAUGUGGUUGAUCAAUGGCAGACUUCCAAGCCAGAUGACCACGUGCACCCUGAAUGGCCGAGUUUUGGCUCCAAACAUUCCCAUGGUUCAAAAGAUGUGGUUGAUCAAUGGCAGACUUCCAAGCCAGAUGACCAUGUGCACCCUGAAUGGCCGAGUUUUGGCUCCAAACAUUCCCAUGGUCCCAAAGAUGUGGUUGAUCAAUGGCAGACGUCCAAGCCAGAUGACCACGUGCACCCUGAAUGGCCGAGUUAUGGCUCCUCCGGCUCCAAACAUUCCCAUGGUCCCAAAGAUGUGGUUGAUCAAUGGCAGACUUCCAAGCCAGAUGACCACGUGCACCCUGAAUGGCCGAGUUUUGGCUCCAAACAUUCCCAUGGUUCAAAAGAUGUGGUUGAUCAAUGGCAGACUUCCAAGCCAGAUGACCAUGUGCACCCUGAAUGGCCGAGUUUUGGCUCCAAACAUUCCCAUGGUUCAAAAGAUGUGGUUGAUCAAUGGCAGACAUCCAAGCCAGAUGACCACGUGCACCCUGAAUGGCCAAGUUUUGGCUCCUCCGGCUCCAAACAUUCCCAUGGUUCAAAAGAUGUGGUUGCUCAAUGGCAGACAUCCAAGCCAGAUGACCAUGUGCACCCUGAAUGGCCGAGUUUUGGCUCCAAACAUUCCCAUGGUACCAAGGAUGUGGUUGAUCAAUGGCAGACGUCCAAGCCUGAUGACCAUGUGCACCCUGAAUGGCCGAGUUUUGGAUCCUCCGGCUCCAAACAUUCCCAUGGUACCAAACAUGUGGUUGAUCAAUGGCAGACGUCCAAGCCUGAUGACCAUGUGCACCCUGAAUGGCCAAGUUAUGGAGAUUCAAAAGGGGAUGCUGGUGAUCACAAAGACCCUGAAUGGUCAGGCUACGGAUCCAAACAUUCCCAUGGUACAAAAUGGGAUCAGGGUGGUCAAUGGCAGAUGUCCAAUCCAAAUGUUUACAUGUACCCUGGAUGGUCAGGCUACGGCUUCUCCGGCUCCAAACAUUCCCACGGUACAAAAUGGGAUCACGGUGAUCAACAGCAGGCCUCCAAUGUAGAUGUGGACAUGUACCGUAGAUGGUCGGGCCCUGAUGUUUUUGCCUUUAACUCUGGUGCCCAUUGGAUGCCGUCUCACCAGACCAGCUUCUAUGACUAUGAAGACGAAGAUGAUGACGACGAUGAGGAUGAAGAUUCAACAUACAUCAGCCAAUCCAGAAACGGCUACCAGCGUGCACGACAAGAAUUCACCAGAAUGCACUAUUCCCAGAAGGAUCUUCCACCUUUCCUUCCCAUGGCUGCAGGCUACUCAAGAUGGUCUCCAAAGGGCUAAUGAGGAAGAACCCGUGAUUCGGUUCCAGGACGACUAAGAUUUAAUAAAAGAACUGGACUUGA
Messenger RNA from Doryrhamphus excisus (bluestripe pipefish), 3011 nucleotides. NCBI's taxonomy places the organism in Eukaryota, Metazoa, Chordata, Actinopteri, Syngnathiformes, Syngnathidae. The record is from RefSeq and is a predicted model, not a curated record.